Messenger RNA from Triplophysa dalaica, 2866 nucleotides. It is a transcript of the gene porcn, whose product is annotated as porcupine O-acyltransferase. The transcript has 15 exons. The record is from RefSeq and is a predicted model, not a curated record. Gene Ontology annotation, molecular function: Wnt-protein binding; palmitoleoyltransferase activity. Bases 120 to 1508 code for a protein of 462 amino acids. NCBI's taxonomy places the organism in Eukaryota, Metazoa, Chordata, Actinopteri, Cypriniformes, Nemacheilidae. Gene Ontology annotation, biological process: lipid modification; Wnt protein secretion; canonical Wnt signaling pathway. Gene Ontology annotation, cellular component: endoplasmic reticulum; membrane.
GGAACGAGCGACAUCAGGCGCAUCAUCAGGACCAUUUGUGCCGGAAGCAAGGCAAAACUGUCCAUAUUUGGAUUAAAACCUGACAGAAGAUUUAAGGGCUUUUCGGUUGAAUUAGGGCAAUGGUAGCUCUAAGCAGACAAGAGUUCUUUCAGGAGCUGGGAUCAGGUUGCUUGCUUCCAACUCUCCAGCAGGGUCUAGAACAAAUAUGGCAACUUUUACUUAUCUGCCUAGUGUGUCGGCUGCUGUGGAGAUUGGGUUUGCCCCCUUUCUUGAAGCAUCUCAGUACGGUGAUGGGUGGAUUUUACGUGCUGUACUUGUUCUUCGAGCUGCACAUGGUUUGGGUGGUGCUUCUCAGCCUGCUUUGCUACCUCAUUCUCUUCCUGUGUCGUCAUUCCAGCAGCCGGGGUCCAUUCCUGUCCAUCACUAUCCUCAUCUACCUGCUGUUAGGAGAGUUACAUAUGAUGGAUACAAUGACCUGGCAUAAAAUGAGAGGUUCCCAGAUGGUAGUGGCCAUGAAGGCAAUUUCUCUUGCGUUUGACCUUGACAAAGGCAUAGUGGAGAAAGUUCCCUCUCCAGUGGAGUUCAUGGGCUACAUUUACUUUGUGGGGACAGUCAUCUUUGGGCCCUGGAUCAGCUUCAAGAGCUAUAUGGACACAGUGGAGAGUCGAAAACUUAGCCUCUCCUGGUUUGUAAAGUCAAUCUGGAGCUGUGUGGCGAGUCAAAUAUGUUUAGUCAUCUCUAAUUGUAUUGCACCAUAUAUAUUUCCCUAUUUCAUUCCAGUCUUUGGAGAUAAGCUGCUUCGCAACAAGAAAAGGCGAAAAAUAAGAGGCUCCAUAACAAGGUGGCUACAGGCCUAUGAGAACAAUCUGUCCUUCCAUUUCAGUAAUUACUUUGUGAGUUACCUGGGUGAGACAACAACCACACUGUCAGGUGCUGGAUUCACAGAGGAGAAAGACAACCUUAAGUGGGACAUGACAAUAGCAAAGCCGUUGAAUGUUGAGUUUCCACGGUCUAUGGUGGAGGUUGUAACUUCUUGGAACCUGCCCAUGUCCCGCUGGCUCAACACCUAUGUGUUUAAGAAGUCUCUCAAAUAUGGAUCCUUCACCGCUAUCAUCUUGACAUAUGCAGCUAGCGCUCUGCUUCAUGGUCUGAGCUUUCAUAUUGUGGCAGUAUUAUUUACUCUUGGCUUUAUAACAUACAUUGAGCAUGUGCUUAGGAAAAGAUUGUCUGUGAUUUUAAAUGCUUGCGUCCUCUCCAGGAAAUGCCCAUCUGACUGCAAACAUCAAAACAAAAAGGCAUUGUGGGUAUAUUUAAUAAACGGGACAUUUAGCGUGUUAGCAGUGCUACACUUAACAUACCUUGGCUCCAUUUUCGGCUCCAGCACAGAUGACAUGGACUCUGAAGAGGAUGGUAUGGCCAGUCACACCAUUCAGAAAUGGACACAGCUCAACUGGGCAAGCCACUGGUUGACCUUUGGCCUUUGGGUCCUGUAUCGCCUUAUUCUUUAAACUCUGAAACCUACAUAGACAAAGAGAGGAAGGAGAAGAUAGCAAUAUGCUGUGAUUGGCUAAAACAUGUGGGAUUACCGCGGAGGUGCCAUAGCCUUUUAUUACAUCCCUGUGAACUCUGGAUGAACUUGACUGUGGAACAGAGUACUCACAAAUCCGGGAAAACACUUAUUUACAUUUAAUAUGGUUCCACACAGCUGGUUCGGCCACAGCACAGACCAGGAAGUACCAGUUUUUUAAACUACCUAAUGGAGCAUCAGUUUUUUUUUUACAAACCACAGCACUCCAAAAUAUGUCUUAAUUUUUAAAUCUUUAUAGUCAAUACUGCACUCAUCAAUUCUUUGUGACUAAAAAAUAAAGCUUAGACUUUAUUUUUGUUUAAUAGAUUUAGGAUCAUACAAACUGUAAAAAAAUAUGUUUUAAUUUUGUCUAAGGUGAAAAUUGUUGAUGUGUGAAAAGAAAGUAAAUAUUUCAGUAGUUUUUCUGUAAUGCAUAAACUACACAAAUCAAGACUCAGUCAAUACUCAUAAUGCAAUUAUGCAAAAAGUUAAGAUUUAAGAUUAAGAUUUAAUGUUAUUUUUUACCUAAAGUUGAAAGUUUCUCAACGGGAUUCAGAUUUUCUUAACAAUGACGUUCUCAUUCAUGUUCUACUGCUGACCAACAUAACAUUCAGAACUCUGAGUAGUGGUUAAUACAUUGUUUUCAGUCUGGUUAAGCUUGCCUCUUAUUUGUAUCUCAAAUGGAGUAUCUACUGUUGCUUUUCACUAAAGCUCAUAUCGUGCUGCGAUUCACAAUCAGAAUACACCUGCUCGCUGUGUUUCAUGAAAGACAGACAUGCCGAAUGACUAAAUGAAUGGUCAUACAUUUACACGUAUAGGGCUGUGAAUGAAUAAGCUGAAAUUCACGCCAACAUUUUGUAACAAAAAAACGUUGAAAAGGAAAGUGUUCCAAUUUUGCAGUGACCCUUAUAACAUUGAAUUACUGAGGCAGUAUGAUUAUGUUUGAUCUUUUGUAAUGUAAAUUAUAAUCUUCCCGCAUAUAUGAAAUUAGUAUUUAGGUAUGUUUUUGGUUUUAUGUGUUUUUAUUUGAUCAUUUUAUUGUUUUGAUAUUUUGUAUUAUUACUAAUUGGUAGUAAAUACAUCAUGGGCGCUAAAAUAUAGAAUAUUGUUUUUUUUUUAAGUGUAAUGUGCCAAACAGAACAUUUAUAAUAUAAGCUUAUGACCUUUUACAUUAGUUUCCUUUUUGCGUUCAAGCAAUUCCAAUCAACAAUACUCAAGCUAUUUUUCUUUCUAUUAAACUAAAUGAAUUUAAAAAUGUCAAUUUUUUCUUAGUAACUACUAAAUAAAGAGUUCAUAUGA